Messenger RNA from Darwinula stevensoni, 625 nucleotides. The record is from the annotation of a GenBank genome assembly. NCBI's taxonomy places the organism in Eukaryota, Metazoa, Arthropoda, Ostracoda, Podocopida, Darwinulidae.
AUGGAAGCCCCGCGGUUGCCCCAUCGUAGCGUCCACCGCAUCCGACACUCCAAGGCGACCAUCGUCACAGUGCCCAGAAAAAAUGAAGGCGUCCGCUUCCCGUUUCGAGGUCAGCCAUUGGACUCUGUUCGGACCUCAGCCGCCUCCUUUUCCCCUUCUGCCACGGUGGAGGCGGUGGAAGGGAAGUGUUAUUCCUUCUCCGACCUGGUGUUCGUGUCCGCGAUGACGUGCGUGAUGGUAUGUUGUCUCGUCGCCUGCCUCGUGGCCCUCCUCACGGACCGAUGGAAGAGUCGGAAACGAGUGUCCCUCUCUUCCUCCUCCUCCUCCUCGUCUCUUCUAGAGGUUCCAACUCUGAAAGUGUGUCCGUGGGGGGGAGAAGACGAGAAGCCCCUCAGUCACGGUUUUUCCUGGGCGGGUUCCACGGUGGAGCUACUGGACAAUCUCGACUCCCACGCAGGAGACCCGAACGUGCGGGACGAGAACGAGGAGUUGGAGGAAGUGGAGGUGGCGGAUGGGAGGAGGCCGGUUCAGAGAUCCUCGUCGGCUUUCUUCCACCCGUGGAAAUCCUGCUCCCUGGAGAACCUCCACCUCCUGGAAUACACUUUAGAGUGAACUCUAAUCCCAU